AUGUACAUCCGACCAGUACACGCCGAGCUCGAUGUUCCCACUUUACAUCAAUUCAUCCGUCAGUAUCCCUUAGGGUUAUUCACCACUUCCAUUCCCCACAAAUCAAACUCUACCAUACAGACCACUCAUAUACCUUUCGUACUUGACACUUCUCCCAAAAGCUCCGAUGAGAAUGACAAAGGCACGCUCAGAGGACACAUAGCUCGGGCGAAUCCUCAAUCCAAAUCCAUCGUCGAUUCUCUCACUGCAUCCGCUUCCGAAGAAUUAUCAGAAGAAGUCCUAAUCCUGUUCAACUCCCCCGUGCAUUCGUACGUCACACCAAAGUUUUACGUCGAGACGAAACCCAAAGAUGGAAAGGUAGUGCCCACAUGGGAUUACGCCGCUGUACAAGUUUACGGCAAAGCUAGGAUCUACUAUAAGAACAACGAAGAGACAUCGACAUUCUUACAGAAACAGGUUGAAGAUCUAUCUCAGCUGAAUGAACUUCAACAUAUCCAAAAGAAAGGGAAGAACGAUGGAGAGAAACCAUGGAAAGUAUCUGAUGCUCCGUCAAGAUAUGUCGAUCUACUCAAGAAAGCUAUUAUAGGCUUGGAAAUUAAGAUUGAUAGGAUCGAAGGUAGAUUCAAGCUCAGUCAGGAAAGCUCGGUUGGCGACUGGAAAGGAGUUGUGAAUGGGUACAGAUCCUUGGAGACGGACGAAGGUGAUAAAAUGGCUGAAUUGGUGGCGAGCAGAGGUCAAGAAAGGAAUGUAUAG
Messenger RNA from Kwoniella botswanensis, 753 nucleotides. RefSeq lists its product as uncharacterized. The transcript has a single exon. Bases 1 to 753 code for a protein of 250 amino acids. The record is from RefSeq and is a predicted model, not a curated record. NCBI's taxonomy places the organism in Eukaryota, Fungi, Basidiomycota, Tremellomycetes, Tremellales, Cryptococcaceae.